AUGGGGGUUAUGGAGAUUGGAAACCGCACCGUUGUGACAGAGUUCAUCCUUUUGGGGUUAACAAAGGACCCUACACUUUGUGUCAUCUUCUUUGUGCUAUUUCUGGGAAUCUAUGCAGUUACCUUAAUGGGCAAUAUCAGCAUAAUCACCUUAAUAAGAAGCUGUUCCCAGCUCCAUACUCCUAUGUACCUGCUCCUCAGCCAUUUGGCUUUUGUGGACAUCUGCUUAUCCACAUCAGUCACACCUAUAAUGCUGAUUGGAUUUCUUACACAAGAACUGGUCCUUCCUGUCCCUGGCUGUGAAGCCCAGCUCUAUUCUGUAGUCUUGUUCGGCGCUGCUGAGUGCUUCCUGCUCGGGGCCAUGGCCUAUGAUCGCUACGUGGCCAUCUGCUCACCCCUGCUCUACUCUACACACAUGUCGCCCAGAGUCUGCAUCCUCUUCGUGGGGGCUUCCUAUCUGGGUGGCUGUGUAAAUGGUUGGAUAUUUAUUAGCUGUUUAUUGAAUCUUUCCUUUUGUGGACCAAAUCAGAUAAAUCACUUUUUCUGUGAUUUCUCUCCUUGGUUGAAACUGUCCUGCUCUGAUAUCUCUGUGUUUGGAGUGAUUCCUUCCAUCUCUUCUGGAUCUAUCAUUGAGGUCACAGUGAUUCUCAUCGCUUUCUCUUACAUCUCCAUCCUCACCACCAUCCUGAAGAUGCGCUCCACUGAGGGGCGCCACAAGGCCUUCUCUACCUGCACCUCUCACCUCACCGCAGUCACUCUGUACUAUGGGACCAUUACAUUCAUUUAUGUGAUGCCCAAGUCUAUCUACUCAACUGACCAGAACAAGGUGGUGUCUGUGUUCUACACAGUGGUCAUCCCCAUGUUGAACCCCCUCAUCUACAGUCUCAGGAAUAAAGAUGUAAAGGAGGCUUUGAGAAAGGCAACUAUCAGACUUUAUACCUAG
This is a messenger RNA of Tupaia belangeri chinensis (Chinese tree shrew), 942 nucleotides long. RefSeq names its product olfactory receptor 491. The transcript is spliced from 2 exons. The record is from RefSeq and is a predicted model, not a curated record. Lineage: Eukaryota; Metazoa; Chordata; Mammalia; Scandentia; Tupaiidae. The coding region runs from base 1 to 942 and encodes 313 amino acids. Gene Ontology annotation, biological process: G protein-coupled receptor signaling pathway. Gene Ontology annotation, molecular function: olfactory receptor activity; G protein-coupled receptor activity. Gene Ontology annotation, cellular component: membrane.